GUGGCCGAGUGACUAUUGGUGAACAUUGCGGUCCACGCUCACCGAGUGAUCUCAGGAUCUCGAGGCGUACAUAUAGCGGCUUGUAGCACUUGUGUAGGGUUGCGAGGGUUUGGGGAUGGCUUGAGUAAGACACGUGACCAUAGGACGACAAGCACAGAUAGAAACGGGACGCUGUUACCCAUUGCUUGAGCGAAGGGCCAGACAGAAAAGAGCAUGGCUACUCCAUUGCCACAGAAGAUCGACGUGCACUGUCAUUACCUAACCCCGGCAUACCGACAAGCAUGCAUUGAGAACGGCCAUGCCAAUCCGGACGGCAUGCCAUAUUUGCCGGAAUGGAGUGUAGACGACCAUCUCAAGCUUAUGAACGACCUGGGCAUAUCGAAGUCGAUUAUCUCCGUCUCAAGUCCUGGUACGCAUCUGGUAGCCGGGAACGGUGAGCUCGCGGCAAAAGUAGCCCGUGAGGUCAAUUCGUAUGCUGCAGACCUGAAGAAGAAAAUGCCUGAUCGGUUUGGCUACUGGGCUAGUUUGCCCAUGCCAGACAUUGACGUCUGCCUUGAAGAGAUCGCUCAAGCGACCGAAGAGGGCUGCGAUGGCUUCGUACUCGAGAGCAACAGUCACGGCGAGUAUUUGGGAAACGAGUCUCUCAACCCUAUAUUCGACGAGUUGAACAGGCGACGGGCAACUAUCUUCAUACACCCCACAACGCCAAUAUGCCCAUGUUCACCGAAAGCUCGAGCUCAAGGCCAGCAACCCGUGAAAGCCGCACCCUUUGCAGGUAAAUAUCCAAACCCCAUGCUCGAGUUUAUGUUUGACACUGCGAGAGCGGUGACGAAUCUCUUUUUGAGUGGUACGAUUAGGCGCUGUCCUAAUAUCAGGAUCAUCUUGCCUCAUCUUGGUGGCGCUAUGCCACCUUUGCUCUCGAGGUGGUCGGCUUAUAGUACUUUCGUGCCUGUUCCGUGGGAGGACAUCACGGAGGAAGAGGUGCGGGAAGCCUUUAAGACGCAGAUAUGGUUCGAUCUGGCUGGAUUUCCGUUUCCGGGUCAAAUUGUAGGGUUGAUGCAGGGUUGUGGCGUACCGCAUUCACGGCUUAUGUACGGUUCGGACUGGCCUUUCACGAGGAGACCGGGUGUGGACAGGCUGGCUGUCAUGCUGGAUGACGGCGUCAAGGGUAUGUUCAACACUGAUGAAAUCGAAGACAUCUACCACCGCAACGCAGAAAAGUUGCUUGGCUCCACGAAGCCGUAGCCGUGCUGUCGCCAUCACAAGGGCCAGAAAGGAACGACUCGCACGAGCUAGCUUGUACCCUGGUCACAGCGACUCAAAUGCUCAAGCCAGCCGUCUACGGCAAUGUAGCUAGCUGGCCGUAUGCCAUUGUCCAGGGUCGGUCCCGCGAGCAAUACCGCUCGUACCGAAGGGCGA
Messenger RNA from Baudoinia panamericana UAMH 10762, 1419 nucleotides. RefSeq lists its product as uncharacterized. NCBI's taxonomy places the organism in Eukaryota, Fungi, Ascomycota, Dothideomycetes, Mycosphaerellales, Teratosphaeriaceae. Gene Ontology annotation, cellular component: cytosol; cytoplasm. Gene Ontology annotation, biological process: secondary metabolic process. Bases 214 to 1245 code for a protein of 343 amino acids. The record is from RefSeq and is a predicted model, not a curated record. Gene Ontology annotation, molecular function: carboxy-lyase activity; hydrolase activity. The transcript has 3 exons.